Messenger RNA from Candidula unifasciata, 1212 nucleotides. NCBI's taxonomy places the organism in Eukaryota, Metazoa, Mollusca, Gastropoda, Stylommatophora, Geomitridae. The record is from the annotation of a GenBank genome assembly.
AUGAUGGAAGCCGUCGACGAUGUAUUAUACGGACUGUGUAUAGUUCUGUUUUUGGGAUAUUGUAUAAACUCGUCGCUUCAUUUUUUUGCCAUCAUUUACGGAAAAUGGAAGUUUUCUCAGAAACUAACAUCCACAGUUCCGGAAGAGUUGCCUGGCGUUUCUAUCAUCAAGCCAUUAGUUGGAGUUGACCCAAAUCUUUUCGAUAACUUAGAGACAUUUUUUAAUUUAAAGUACCCUCAGUUUGAGAUCUUAUUCUGCAUUCAAGAUGAGUUAGAUUCUGUCAUCAUGAUUGCACAGAGCUUGAUUCUCAAGUACCCAAAGGUUGAUGCUAAAAUAUUUAUAGGAAAAAAAAAUGUUGGUGUUAACCCCAAGGUCAAUAACAUGAUCCGAGGCUAUGAAGCUGCCAAAUAUGACCUCUUCCUUAUCUCCGACAGCAGUAUUAGAAUGAAAGAAGACUCACUCUUAGAUAUGGUGCUUCACAUGACUGAGAAGGUGGGCCUGGUUCAGCAGAUGCCCUAUGUCUGUGAUAGACCAGGCUUUAUCUCUCACCUGGAGAAGAUAUUUUUUGGGACCCAUCAUGGCAAGAUGUACUUGACCGCCAACCUGGCAGGUGUGAACUGUGCAUCAGGCAUGUCCACCCUUUUCCGCAAAGACAUCAUUGACGAUGCAGGAGGGCUGGCUCAGUUUGGAAAGUACUUAGCUGAAGAUUACCUGUUGGCCCAAGCAGUCUUGGACAGGGGUUACAAGAUCCAGUUGUGUAGCCAGACAGCUUUACAGAACUCAGGACACACUUCACUGUCAACAUUUCAUGAUCGUCUUAUAAGGUGGACAAAGUUACGCAACGCAACUGUUAUCACUACCAUGUUUUUUGAGCCACCGUACCAGUGUCUUAUGCAAGGCUUAAUCAUGGCGUUUGUGACAGAGCACCUCUUCUCCUGGAUUCCUUUAGUCUUCUUCAUGGGACAUGUGCUUGUUUGGUUCAUUCUCGACUACAUCCUCUUAUGUGUAAUACAGCAAGGCCCAUUGCCCAUGUCUAAGUUCGAGUUCCUCGUGGGAUGGCUGAUAAACGAGUUCUCUUACCCCAUGAUCAUUUGCCGAGCUCACUGGGAUCCGCUCAUCACAUGGAGGUCCCGGCGGUAUAAAGUUCGAUGGGGCGGCAUUACCACUGAAGUAACGUCCGCACCACUGAUGAAACCCAGUGAGAAAACAUGA